AUGAGUGUGCAAGAAGAAUGGGAUGAAGAAGAAACACCAUCACUCACUCUCAAACUCACAGACACAAGCUCAGACAUUAACAUUAAGAAGCUAGCAUACAAUGGGACUUGCAUUGAUGAUGAGUGCCUGCAGCCAGGGGAAGGGACAAAGAGGUGGCAGCAGCAGACACAGCUCCUGCCGGUGUUUGGAGACGGUGAUGGCAGUGGCAGCAAGGACGCCCAGUGUUCAGGGCCGGCAGCAGCAGCGGCAAACAUCUUCCAGCAAUCAGGGCGCCAGCAGCAGCGGACUCUGCAAGGUGGCAACACCAACAAGGUUACAUCUCCGAAGCCAGUGGCCAGAGCGGGACUCUUGAUGAUGCUUUUCAUGCCUCCAGUUAUGAAUGGUCAGGCCCGCAACAACUCGAAGCAGUCCCUCAGUUGGCUCUCCUCAGACAACAAUAACUCCUCAGUCACAACCUCCGACCUAGCCACCGAGACAGUCAACCCGUGGGACAUCGCCCUGUGUGUGGUGGGGACUGUCAUCUCCUGCGAGAAUGCCAUCGUGGUGGCUGUGAUCUUCUACACGCCGACCCUCAGGACUCCAAUGUUCAUCUUGAUCGGGAGCUUGGCGUUGGCUGAUCUCCUCGGAGGAGUGGGCUUGAUCCUCAAUUUCAUUUUCCUUUACUUGCUGAACUUCGAAGCCGCUAGACUGGUGUCGGCCGCCCUUCUGAUCGCUUCCUUCUCGGCUUCAGUCUGCAGUUUGCUUGCCAUCACCAUGGACCGUUACUUGUCCCUGUACAACGCACUGACAUACCACACAGAAAGGACCACCACGUUCACUUACCUUGUACUGUUCGCCAUCUGGGUCACAUGCAUCAGUCUGGGGUCACUUCCCGUCGUGGGCUGGAACUGCUUGGAAGACGAGGCGUCUUGCAGUGUCAUCAAACCCAUCACCAAAAACAACGCCGCUGUCCUCUCGGUCUCCUUUCUGCUGAUUUUCGCCCUGAUGUUGCAACUGUACGUUCAAAUCUGCAAGAUCGCCUUCAGGCACGCUCAGCAGAUCGCUGUGCAGUACCAUUUCGUGGCGACCUCCAGCACCUCGACCAGGAAGGGGAUCUCCACCUUGUCGGUCAUCCUGGGUACCUUCGCUGUUUGUUGGGUCCCUUUUGCAAUCUACUGCUUGAUUGCAGACUCCAGUUACCCGCUGAUUUACACAUAUGUCACCGUGCUACCAGCGACCUGCAAUUCCGUGAUUAAUCCUAUUAUUUAUGCAUACCGGAACCCUGACAUCCAGAAAUCGCUCUGGGUCGCAUGUUGUGGCUGUAUCUCAUCUAAUUUCUCAUUUAGACCAAGGUCGUCCAGUGACGUAUAG
Messenger RNA from Hemiscyllium ocellatum (epaulette shark), 1350 nucleotides. RefSeq names its product G-protein coupled receptor 12-like. Gene Ontology annotation, molecular function: G protein-coupled receptor activity. The record is from RefSeq and is a predicted model, not a curated record. Gene Ontology annotation, cellular component: membrane. The transcript is spliced from 3 exons. Bases 1 to 1350 code for a protein of 449 amino acids. Lineage: Eukaryota; Metazoa; Chordata; Chondrichthyes; Orectolobiformes; Hemiscylliidae. Gene Ontology annotation, biological process: G protein-coupled receptor signaling pathway.